CCGCCUCCUUCCGAAAUGCGCGGUGCUGUGUUGCUGACGACGCUGGUGCUGGUGGUGCUGGCGCGCGGCGCGGUGCGCGACCGCUACCACCCCUCGGCGCGCGCGGGGCCCGGGCCCGGCCGCGCGGCCGCGCGCUCCUCCGCCGCCGAGCGCGACCCGGCGCACUGGGCCGCCGAGGCCGCGGCCGCCAUCGACGAGCGCGUGCGGCGCCGCAACAACCGCAACGCGGCGCGCAACGUCGUCAUGUUCCUGGGCGACGGCAUGUCCGUGCCCACGCUCGCGGCCGCGCGCACCCUCCUCGGCCAGCGCAACGGCCAGACCGGCGAGGAGGCUCAGCUUUCUUUCGAGGCCUUCCCCACUUCAGGUUUUUCUAAGACUUAUUGCCUGGACGCUCAAAUCGCAGAUUCAGCAUGCACAGCGACCGCAUACCUUUGCGGCGUAAAGGCUAAUAUAGGCACAAUCGGUUUGAAUGGUAACGUAGUGCGAAGGGAUUGCGACGCCUCCUUCAACACCGACAACCACGUCGAGUCGAUCGCGGCGUGGGCGCUAGAGGACGGACGAGAUGCAGGUAUAGUGACCACGACCCGUGUCACGCACGCGUCGCCCGCGGGUGCAUUCGCAAACAUAGCCAACAGGGACUGGGAGAACGACGAGAGCGUGCGCGAGGACGGCGCCGACCCCGCGCGCUGCCCCGACAUCGCGUACCAGCUCGUCCACACGAGCCCAGGAAAUCAGUUCAAGGUCAUAUUGGGUGGUGGAAGAAGAGAAUUUUUACCUUUCAACUUCACCGAUGACGAAGGUUCAACCGGCCGUCGCUACGACAAUCGCAACUUAAUCCAAGAAUGGCAAGAAAAUAAAGAAGCACAAGGCGCGAGUUAUGCCUACGUAUGGAAUAGGGACCAAUUGAUGAACGUGUCAUCUUCGUUACCGGAUUAUCUGCUGGGUUUAUUUGAGGGCACUCACAUGCAGUACCACUUGGAAGCCAACAACGUUACCGAGCCCACACUCGCGGAGCUAACAGAAAUAGCGAUUAAGUCCUUGAGCCGCAACGAGAAAGGUUUCUUCCUGUUCGUGGAGAGCGGGCGCAUCGACCACGGCCACCACGACAACUACGUGGAGCUCGCGCUGGACGAGACCAUCCAGAUGAGCGAGGCGGUGCGGGUCGCCACCGAGCUGCUGUCCGAGGAGGACUCGCUCAUCGUGGUCACGGCCGACCACGCGCACGUGAUGGCCUUCAACGGCUACACGCAGCGCGGCGGGGACAUCCUCGGCGUCUCCGACGACCGGGACGAGGACGGCGUGCCCUACAUGACGCUGUCGUACACGAACGGGCCGGGCGCGCGGCAGCAGGUGAACGGCACCCGCCCCGACGUGACGACGGAGGACGACUUCGGCGGCAGGCGCUGGCGGGCCCACGUCGAGAUCCCGCUGGACUCGGAGACGCACGGCGGCGACGACGUGGGCGUGUUCGCGCGCGGGCCGCACCACGACUUGUUCACGGGCGUGUACGAGCAGAGCCAGCUGCCGCACCUCAUGGCCUACGCCGGCUGCUUCGGGCCGGGCCCGCACGCCUGCAACGCGGGCCCCGCCACUCACAUUCCGUACUUUUUGCUGGCUUUAAUAACUCUAUGCCAAAUCUUACGACUGUAGUACGUACACGAUUAUUAAAUUAGUGGCCAGUUUUUUUAUGUAAUACGGGCUUGCUCUUGAUAACAAUCUCUUCGAAGGGGUGCAGAUGGAUGGUAGAGCGAAAUUGUCCAGAAGACGCAUGUUCAUUCGUGACGACUUCUUACGAGUAGAUGUGAUUUUAUUUAAUUUAUUGACAUUAAUAAUCUUUUUUAAUUUUACGUGUUUUCCAUUCAAGGGAGAGCCGAAAGAGUGACGGGUGGAGUCACCUUUUGUCAAUCUCUCUGUAUUGUACUGUGACUGUAAGUUGAAGUGAUUACAAUUUAGAGAUAACAACAAAUCACUACAUAAAUACUCUAUUACUUAGCAAUUUUUAAAUUAAUAUAUUUUUUUUUGUAUAUUUAUUUUUUUUGUAUAUUAAUUUAUUUAAAACAAAUAGAUAGGUGGGUACUGUUCUGCUACAAAAAUGCGUGAGAAAUACCUACCUACUAUUUGAUACUCUUAAUUAAUAAGCAGACAGUGGUGACUUCGUUGUAGCGGUGUGGAUGAAUUGUCUGCCUCAAAGCGCUGCUGGUAGAAUAAAAGAAUGCCAAAAAAGAAAA
Molecule: messenger RNA, 2228 nt
Organism: Ostrinia nubilalis (European corn borer)
Lineage: Eukaryota; Metazoa; Arthropoda; Insecta; Lepidoptera; Crambidae
Product: membrane-bound alkaline phosphatase-like
Exons: 4
Coding region: 16-1650 (544 amino acids)
Biological process (GO): dephosphorylation
Molecular function (GO): alkaline phosphatase activity
Source: RefSeq, a predicted model, not a curated record